Messenger RNA from Sphaerulina musiva SO2202, 1767 nucleotides. RefSeq names its product P-loop containing nucleoside triphosphate hydrolase protein. The transcript has 2 exons. Gene Ontology annotation, cellular component: cytoplasm; mitochondrion. Lineage: Eukaryota; Fungi; Ascomycota; Dothideomycetes; Mycosphaerellales; Mycosphaerellaceae. Bases 1 to 1767 code for a protein of 588 amino acids. The record is from RefSeq and is a predicted model, not a curated record. Gene Ontology annotation, biological process: tRNA wobble uridine modification; tRNA methylation. Gene Ontology annotation, molecular function: GTPase activity; protein binding; GTP binding.
AUGGCCCUUGACCACUUUGGCUUUCCGUCAUCUGUGCCGAUUCCCCGGCUGAACCCUUCACGCUUUCACUUCUCUGGCCCUGUCCUGUCCCUGUCCUGUCCCUACAAAUUGGAAUACAAAACAUUGCGAAAGGUGACAGGUCUGGCCGCCUUUGCAUCAAACUUGACGUAUCAUGAGCCGACCAUAUAUGCAUUAUCUACCGCCUCAGGCCGAGCUGCCAUCGCCGUAAUCCGGGUCUCUGGACCAGCAUGUCUGCACAUUUAUGCUGCACUAUGUCCUGGCAAGAAGGCGCCGAGACCGCGUGUCGCGACGGUACGAUCACUCUAUGAGCCUGGCAAGACACCUUCGCCUGCCAAUGUGCUCGAUUCCAGUGCCUUGAUUCUGCAUUUCGAAGGUCCUGGAAGUGCUACUGGCGAGGACAUACUAGAGUUGCACGUUCAUGGCGGCCCGGCCAUCGUCAAGGCCGUGCUUGCUGCUAUCUCUAGAUGUGGCACUGCAGAGUCUGGAGUCAUUCGCUAUGCAGAGCCUGGCGAGUUUACAAGAAGAGCAUUUAUGAACGGCCGGCUCGGUCUCACCCAGGUUGAGGCGUUAGGAGACACUCUAGCUGCUGAUACUGAACAGCAAAGACGACUGUCUGUUCGAGGCACUACGGGAAAGCUUUCUGUACAAUACGAGACUUGGAGGCAAAGGCUGUUAUACGCACGUGGAGAGCUGGAAGCGCUCAUCGACUUCAGUGAAGAUCAGCACUUCGAUGAAAGUCCUGCAGAGCUCAUGCUUUCGGUAGCAGAACAAGUCAAAGUUCUCCAAGCAUCGCUGCAGGUGCAUGUCCGUAAUGCUGUCCGAGGAGAGCUUCUACGCCAUGGCAUCAAUGUGUCUCUGCUGGGCGCACCCAACACUGGGAAGAGCUCUCUGUUGAACAGAAUUGUGGGCCGUGAAGCUGCGAUAGUGAGCAAUGAAGCCGGUACAACACGUGACGUUGUGGAGAUUGGCCUCGAUUUGGGAGGAUACUUUUGUCGAUUUGGCGAUACCGCCGGUCUGCGAAAGGCGAUCGAGGGACAUGCUGAAUCCGCCGAGAAAAUUAGUCGCAUUGAGCAAGAAGGUAUGCGGCGAGCGAAAAUCAGGGCAGAGGAAAGUGAUCUGGUGGUUGUCAUGUUCAGCUUUGAAAAGACAAGCGAUGGCAGUGUUGUGCUUAACCUAGACGACGAAGUGUGCGAGGUAGCAGAUCUCUUGCUGACAAGGAAGAAGAAUGUCGUGGUGGCCGUCAACAAGACAGACUUGACGAGUGGAAAUCCUACUGUGUGCGAAGAUGUAAGACAGCGCAUCUGCCAGAGGAUGCCGAGCCUGGAGACAAGCUCGGUAUACUUCUUCUCAUGUCUAGAUACAGCUGGGGAGCAUGACGGCGUUCAAUCCUUCCUCCAAGGUCUUGUCCAAGAAUUUGCAAUGCUCACGGCAGCUCUUUCGCCAGAGACCGGUGCUGAUGCAUACGACCAAGACUCAUCCGUGUGGCAAGAGUCUCUCGGUGCCUCGGAAAGGCAUCGCAUGCUAUUGGACCAGUGCAUCCAAAAUCUCCAGGCUUUCCUUAUGGAAGCUCAAGAAGACACCACCUCUGGAUCAUUCGAAGCAAGCGGAGAGGCCGACAUCGUACUUGCCGCAGAGCAUCUACGCGCCGCAGCGAACUGUCUCGCCAAAAUCACGGGAAAAGGAGAAGCUGGAGAUGUUGAAGAAGUACUCGGUGUCGUAUUCGAGAAAUUUUGCGUGGGAAAAUGA